This is a messenger RNA of Chlamydomonas reinhardtii, 1579 nucleotides long. RefSeq lists its product as uncharacterized. The transcript is spliced from 4 exons. Lineage: Eukaryota; Viridiplantae; Chlorophyta; Chlorophyceae; Chlamydomonadales; Chlamydomonadaceae. Bases 69 to 1091 code for a protein of 340 amino acids. The record is from RefSeq and is a predicted model, not a curated record.
UCGCGUCGGGAGCAGCAGUUCCAGCAUUAUCAGCAGUAGCAUCAGCAGUCCCGCCACACAGCAGCGACAUGGAGGCCAUGCUGCGCAACAUCACGGCGGGCUCCUCCGCCGCCGCCAACCCGCUGCUGCGCUCGGUGCUGGGCCCCAACGCCAGCGCGGCGGACUACGCGGAGGUGGCCCAGUACGCGGAGAACAUGUGGAAGAUGAUGGACGAGAUGGCGGAGCAGGACCCCGAGGGGUACCAGGAGUUCAUCAAGACGCAGGCGCAGGUCGCCAAGGAGGAGGCGGAGAAGGCGCGAGACCCGCAUGUGGAGAGCCUUGCGCCCGCUCUGGUGCUGGAGGCGCAGGCGCAGCAGCCGCAGGCGGCGGCGGUCGUGGCGGCGGCGGCAGCGGCCGGCGGCGCGCCGGCCAGUGUGGCUAACCUUGUGGGGGGCAGCAAGGCGGUGGCGCGCGUGCACGUGUGGGCCGCUACGGAUGCAUCGGGCCUGCGCCCCGCACACUUUGCCGACGGCGCGCCGCUGCGCCCUGGCGCCGCCGCGCCGCCGGGCGGCAGCUGGUCGGGCCUUGUCGUACCGCUGGCCGAGUACCGGGCCGCCAUGUCGCGGCCAGGCCAGGUGCUGGUGCACCACUUCCACGUGGCGGCGCACGGCGACGCGGUGCGCGCGGCGGCAGCGGACGCGCCGCCGGGGGCACGCGGCGCGCUGCUGGAGGCGGUGAGCCAGUUCGCGGAGGCCGAGUACCGCCUGGUGCUCAGCAGAAGCGUGCGCACGCUGCAGGUGCAUCGCGACGCCGUGGGCGAUAAGGCGUUUGAGGGGCUGCACAAGCAGCAGCAAGAGCGGCUGCAGCAGGCGGCUGCCAAGGCGGCGCAGGUGGCCGUGGCCGGCGCCGACGAUGCGGGCACAACGGGCAAAGCGACGGACGCAGGGCAGGGCUUGGGGGCGGCCUCCAACCCGGGUGUGCCACACAGCCUCCUGGAGGAGCUUAAGGUGGUUGGGAUGUCCAACCCAAAGCAGCCGGUGGGCGCGGCGGCGGCUGCAGGCAAGGAGGCGGCAGUAGCCAAGAAGAAGCCUCUAAUUGAAGAGCUGGAUUGACACACGGUAUGGGCAGAUUGCGUUGUUCCUGCAGGGGCAUGUGUGCGAUGCGACAGGGUAAGCUGGGGUGCGGGGCAGGUUGGCGCAGUACCAUAGAAUGCAGGGUGUUUCCAGACCAGAUAGGUGCCGGUGGUCAAGGACAGGUUGGCAGAGGCUCUAACGCUUACGAGCGGUUGGUGGUUGGUUGAGAGCCCAGGGAGGCGUCGCGUUACGCCAUGGGACUGUGGGUACGCCGACCCAGGCCGACCAGACCCCCCAGGAUGCCCGCGUCAGCCAAGUCUGAUUUCAUUGAUACUGCUACACUUCGCGUACGGCAUUUGGCGGUGUUGUUAUGUUUUAUACGGGGUUCCUGUGUCGCCCGCUGGUCCUGCUGACAACUUCACUGGUUUCUUAGCCACUUGACGGUAUGCUGUACGGGCAGUCGGCUGUGCCACCCAAACAGCUCUGGCGGUCUGGCCACACCUGGCACUCGAUACCCGGUAGCUCGA